AUGUCGACACCGGCAAACGAUCCCGUCGCGCCGUCUCAGACUGCUACCAAGAUCCAGUCGUCCGACCAAGAUGCUCGAGCAAACGCUGCCCCCUCUUCGACUGGCAAGACAGACCCACUAGCCACAGACGCUAACAACUCCUCCAAGCUGCCAGGCUGGAUCAUGGACAAUAUCACCUCUUCGCGCUCCCUUAGAAUCUUGGCAAGGUGCUGGGUCGCUACGUGGGCCAAUUUCGUCCUCAUGAUCCCCAACUCCUCCCUCCGCGUCCUCGGCCAAGCCGCUUUCUUUUGCUGCAUGCUCACGCUUAUGAUCCCGCCUUCAAUGCCCUUUUUCAUCUUUGUUCUCGCUUUCGGCAUCGUCACCAUUGGCGCCCUUACAGGCUGGGCUUGGGGCUGUGCUGCCAUGGCUGCUGCAACUCGUGCUCGAAGCCAGCCGCUGUUGGCAUCCGAAAUCCAACGAGUCAAGUCCUCAGCUGCUUCCGCCACCAAUCCAGAGGCAUAUGCCAUCGCAGCCGUAUUCCAAGGAGAUUUCCUCGACGUGCGCUGCACCGCUGUCUUUGGCAUUUUCCUCAUGAUCGGCGUCUACUGUGUUGCUGUUCUCCAAGUCAAGUUGCCUAAGCUCAAGAUUGGCACCAUUUUUCUGCUCAUCGUCCUCGAUGUAAUGGUUUCCUAUGGCCCGCUCUUUCCUUACGCUCGCUACUCGCUUGGCGAGACUUUUAUGAUCCCUAUUGGCUGCUCGCUCGCUGUCUGUCUCGCCACGCAGAUCCUCGUCUUUCCCGAGACUCUUGCUUAUAUGUGGCAACUACGCUUCGUCGCCUUGCUUCAAACAACUCGUGACCUCGGUCGUUUGCACUAUUCCGCUCUCACAGACGUCUCGCAACUGCAUGAUUCUCACCACACCGACCUCACUCAAGCCUCCAGCGAUUUGCUCGAAGAAAAUCUCAAAGCUGAAGACCAAGCCGUCCAAAUUGCCACCAACUUGCUCGCUAAGAUCAAGACGAAUCGUAUCACCCUCGCCGAGCAUGUUGCAGAGAUCAACGGCAUGUCGAUCUUUCUGGGCAUGGAAGUCUAUCGAUCCUACCUCAGCGCUCGCGACAUGAAACUCAUUUUCCGCAAGUCUCGUUCCGUCAACCUCCAAUUUACGCUGCUUAAUGCCUUUUGGCGCUUGGUUACACAUGAAGCGGGUCUUGCCGAUCGUCACACUUUCGACGAAGGCUGGGACCCGUCGAAAACGGAGGCAGGCUACUUAGUCGAUGGAGAGCACGGCGCAGAGGCUCUGCCCUCCAAAGAACGCCUCCAACCGAUCAGGUUGCACGAGACUUCUACUAUACACCGCGUCCGCCAGACUGUCUUUGCAAGCGAAGCAAAGCAGCAGGUUUCAAUGUCGCGUAUGCUCCGUAUCCUACACCAUGCAGUUGCACCAUCCCUCGCCGCUGCUGACGAUUCGAUCGAAGCGGUUCAGGCCUAUUUCGAGGCCAACCUUUCUUGGAAACAGAAGCGGCCCAUCGACCAAGUUCUUUACCAACUGCACCAAACCAAGACCGCCCUGGACGACGCUCGACAAAGCUUGCUCGAUGAAAGGAGGCUCGAGCUGCUGAAGCCCUACGCCGAUCACUUCCGUGCCUUGCAUCCCGAUCUCGACCUCGAACAACACUUUUUGCAGACCAAAGAGUCGAUUCGCGCAUUCCGCGCCGGUGCUCGACCACUCCACAUCUGCCUCGUCUACGUCUCCAACGUGCUCGAUGCCCUGGAUUGCGUCUCUGAGCUUCAUGGCGAGCUGCUCAGCAUCGCUGAUCGCGCAGGUACCAAGAAGCGCUUCUGGGCGCCAAAACAUCUCGGUCGCCUGUUUGGUCUUCUCACAAGCGACAAACGCGGAUCAACAGACGGCCUCGAUCGACUCGGCCAAGGUGACGCUGAAUUCGAACGCGAAGAAGAUCUUGACAAGGAUUUCAGAGAAGAUCGAGCGCAGACUGCGUCCUCGACCGACGAUGCUGCCUCUCGAGCCAACCUGGAAGGCCACAUGGAGGGUGAAAGCGAUUCGGAUGAGGAAAAUGAACCCACUCGCUCUUCGCCUUCCCGCUCAUCUCCCCCCAUCGACGAAGAGAAAGCCUCUACUUCAGCCACGGACAGUGCCAAGAAAGGCUCGGGAAGGAAAAAACGGACGUACAAGCAACGCUACUAUGCCCGUGACCCCGACGCUUUGCCGCCAACAAGCUUUGGGCAUCGUAUUGGAAGGGGUGUAGCAGCUACAUACUACUUUGUUACCGGAACCACAGGCAUCUAUGCGCUACGAAUGUGCAUUGCGUCCUUUGCUGUGUGGAUCACAUUCGUGGUGCCGCAAUCGGCUGGGUUUGCCUACAAGCACCGAGGUAUCUGGGCGCUCAUCAUGGCGCAAACCUCUGCAGCACUCUCUGGCGGCGAGCUGAUACUGACUUUUGCGUUGCGCAUCGUCAGCACCUUGAUCGGGCUGCUGUACGGAACGGUGUUAUGGUAUAUUUCUACCGGCAAGGGCAACGGCAACCCAUACGGGCUCGCUGCCACGUGCGCGGUGGGAUUCAUUCCGCUAGUGUUUCUACGCGUGUGGGCUCCAAAGAUGUUGAUGCUUCCAGCCAUCAUGCUGUCGGUUUCGGUUGUACUGAUCGUCGGUUACUCGUGGGUGGACACGCACCUACAAGUCACGGCUAGUAGCGGCAUCGGAAUCGACGUUGCAUGGAGAAGAACCGUCUUGGUGAUGGUGGGAUUGACUGUGGCGUUUCUGGUCAUGGUCUUCCCUCGGCCUGUGUCGAGCCGCCUGUUACUGCGUAAGAGCAUGGCCAAGGUGACUCGACAGCUCAACGACUUGUUUAUCGAUGUGAUGGAAACCUGGAUCGCACGCAACCGUUUGCAGAUGCAGCAAGACGAGCGCGCCGGUUUUGAGAACCAGAUCGAGGCUGGCGACGAAAAGAAGCAAUCACGCAGCGAUGCCGUAGCCAAGCUCUGGCAGGAACGAGAGCCGGUGCUGCGAGCUCGGUUUAUGGCGAUCAGCGCGCGCGUGGCAAUGUAUCCGAUGCAGAUACGCAUGGCAGCGAUGGACUUUCACAUUCGUGGCCGAUGGCCUGUCGAAAGGUACGUUGAAAUCGCCACGGUACACGCAACAAUUGUCGAAUCUUUGGGGAGCAUCAUUUCGUCGAUACGCGCAUUUGAUGGCAUGCCGACCGUCUCGGAGGGCGCCACGCCGCCCAAGAGCGUGCCAUCCGAGCCGAACAAGAGCGAGAUGGACUGGCAACAGCUGAUGAGGUUGACAACGCUGCUUGACCCUCAAUAUCUUUCCGAGAUCUGCACAAUGUUUGAUCUACUCUCCAAGGCAUUGAGGAAUGGCGAGCGUCUGAAUCAUGCCUCGUUGUCGUUACUGGAAAACUACUUUGUCUACACACAACGAAGUCGCAACUUGGACGCGUUUUUGCGGAAGAAGGAUGCGGAGAAGGGCGGGCAGACUGCGAUCGAGGGUCAAGAUGUUGUCAGCUGGGCCGUGUUGCGCGACCCGAUGUACUUGCGCUUUACGACGGCAAGAAUGGCGGCGAUCACGCUGGCGGCCGAGCUAGACAAGUUCAAGGCGAUCGUGCAGGAUUUGGUGGGGGAAAGCUCGCUACGUGGGUUCGACAUGCUCAAGGAGGAGCACGACGAGCGUAUGCUACGUGCUGCAAUGCAUAGGUAUGCAGAGUAA
This is a messenger RNA of Mycosarcoma maydis (corn smut), 3702 nucleotides long. RefSeq lists its product as uncharacterized. The record is from RefSeq and is a predicted model, not a curated record. The transcript has a single exon. Bases 1 to 3702 code for a protein of 1233 amino acids. Lineage: Eukaryota; Fungi; Basidiomycota; Ustilaginomycetes; Ustilaginales.